Linum trigynum is the source of this 5966-nucleotide messenger RNA. The record is from the annotation of a GenBank genome assembly. Lineage: Eukaryota; Viridiplantae; Streptophyta; Magnoliopsida; Malpighiales; Linaceae.
AAUCUUUAUAAAUAAUAAUAUUAUUAUAAUAUGAGUGGAAGCAGAACAAAAAAAGGUUUACAAAAAAUUAGUGGUAGUCGAGAUACAAUCUGGGCCCCCACUCCUUUAGCUAUAGAAAAACUAAGUCUAGUAAAAAUGUAUGCGGCCGCCCGAUCCCCCGCAUCCUGAUACAUGGAGAAUUUCUGGAUCCUCUUGAGCAAAGCCACGACGUCUGUAUCCAACUCUUUCAGCAAAGAAAAAGAAAAGGGCAGGAAACUGUAACCAGCCGCCAUACACAAGUCCCGAUACUUGGCACACUUUCGCUGAGCAGCAUGAGCAACAACUCGACCAGACACAAAACGGGUCAUCCCAGUCUGAGUCAGAGGGGAAGAUCCAGUUAAUAUUUAUUAUUAAGGUUUUGGGUUUUUCAUAUGUUUUUUGUGUUGAAGUUUAAUAAGAAAAGAAGAAUAAUAAAGUAAUUUUUGUGGUCAAGGUUUUCCGCCAUUACAGAUUUCCCUACUAAGGAAAAAAAUAAUACAUUAGAAAAUUAACACAUAUGAUCCAUUUAGUCUUGAAUGUUAUAACCAAGGUUGUCAAACCGGUUUAUGCCAGUGUGCCAGUUUAGCAAGUGGAAUGGUUCAACCGGUGGCACAUACCGGUUUGUGCCGGUUCAUGCCAGUCAAUAUUACAAAUAAAAUUAUAAAUACUCAUAUUUAAACAUGACAUUUAACGUCAAUACCUACACAUUUAUACUUGAAUCCAACAAAUAACAUUAAUAUUUAACUUUUAUACUCAUAAAAUAAAUAAUAAAAUAAUUUUUAUCAAUUAAUUUCUCUAAAUUAAAGUCAUUUUACUUAGAGAUUCGUAUAUCGAUCAUGCCGGUCAUACCGAUGGUAUCACGCCGAUUUUAUAACCGAUAUCGGUUGAACCCGGUACAACCGGUGGCACGCUGAACGGCGUGACAAGCAUGGUUAUAACUUUAACGUUCUAGCUCUACAUUCUGUGCUCAGAAUUCAAUUAUUAUUGCUUACUGUACCAUGCAUGGGAAAACGCAAGUAACCGGCCAGAGAAACAGAGCCGCGUCUUCUCCGCCGUUUGUUUCUCUUAUCGAAAACAGCAUAAAUUUCCGGGCCGUUGGUGGAUGGAUCUCCGUUCCGUUUACGUCCGUCGGUGUAUGAAGAAGAGGAAUGCGAUUAUAGGAGUGCCACUUGCGCAACCAAGUCAUAUUAAUAUUAGGAGAUUAGCGCUCCUUUGGAUCAAUAAAAUACUAGCGUGGCUCCGGCCAGUUGGUCGGUGGAAAGUGAUGUAUGAAUUUGAUAAUGUAAUGGGGUGUAUAGCUUAUUAUUGUAUAGUUUUUUUGGAAACAUGUGAUAAAAAUAGUGAAUUUUAGUAGGAAGGACUAAGGAGACAUGAAUAAUGCAACGAAUCAAAAAUCAACCUAUGAACCAAAAUCAAGUACUUGUUACCUUGUGAAACAAUAUUGUUUCUGGUAAUAUGAUGAGGUGGAGUAAGUUUUAUAGAAACUAAAUUCCAGAAAAUCGAAUAAAAAAUUUCCUAUCCCGCCAGUUUUCGGGAAAUUAGCAUCUCACAAUCGUUGCUAGCUUUUACUCGGCCCGUUGGCCGAUUAAUUUGCUUUACAAAACUUUCAUCUUGUCGUCAUUGUGUUUUCUGGUUUUUGCCAAAGCCAUGAUAAAAUCUAAAGAAAUCAAGAAUGAACAACACGAUUUGGAUUGAGAUUUUUAUCGGGUAUCAGGGAACCAUGUGAUUAAUUGGGUUGGUCGAGGUUGAACCAUUGAAUAACUUUAAAAUACAUUAUAUUUUGGCCACUAAGAUAUAAAAUAAUAGCAUAAUAUAUAUUAUGCUAGAGAAAAUAAAUUGUUUUAGAAUGGCAAACCCACGAUGUUCAUUUAUUUUACUUGAUGGGCAAAUGUCUCUUGUAGGUCAGACUCAUUCAACUCUUUUAUUUAAUGGUUAGCGGUUAGCAUAUUAGAAUCCAUGCAUUAGUUUAUUGUUAAUUUUUUUUCUUUUUAGAAAUAAAAAGGAGUAUUUUUUUUCUUUUCAUAUAUAUUUUACCACCACGGAGAAAUAAAAGGAAUUAAAGAAAAAAAUUGCCACUCCUAGACCCGUUUAAAUCCACAUAUGUACGGUAAGAUGGCCCGUUCCACAGAGGAAAAAGAAAAAAGUUGGCACUUCCUAUUCUACCCUUCCUACAAACGUUCCUGGAGCAGGGAAUUUGAAAUGGGGGAAGAGAUUUUUCCUCUCUGCUAAUUUAAAAAAUAAAAUAAAUGUACUUAGUGUGAUUGGUUAUGAUGUUUGCUUUUCAUUAAAGUGGUCAUUGUUCAAAUUCUAGUAUGUGUCUUUUUAAUGAAUAAAAAAAUAAUUUUGAAGACCAAAAUGUCCUUCCUAUUUUCACUCUGGAUGCAGGAAAUUUGAAAAGGGACUUCAAGUUUUCUCAUUUGGCUUUUAUUUAUUGUAUAGAUUAGACAGUAAUUAAUUCACUGGUUAAAACAAAUUAUCAAAAGAUUUAGGUAGUUGAUGUAGUUGUUAUCGUGCUUGUAAUACCAGUUAUGCUAGCGUGUGUGCUCACAAAGAUAUAAAUAUACAGUUAGUAAAUGGUAUAUGAUUUGAAAUUGAACAUUUCUCAACAAUUUGUGUUAUUGGGACCAAUUUUUUGUUAAGCAUAUGCCAUAUGGUGUCCCGUGCAAACUUCAAGCCCAUAUAUGAUGACUUUCCAGAUUGCUUGUCGGUUGUUUUUAGACUUUCGAAUAGAAGCGGUAGCAAUUUAACACUUAAUCCGACAACUACAAGAAUUGUGAACACGUUCUCAAGUACGUCUUAUCAACACAGUGAUCAAAUUGUAGUAGUGUGAUCCUCAAAAUUGGUGAAGAGAACAACAAAGUUGCAUAAGCAAAACCAGUUUGUAGGUUGUAAUCCAUUUUGGACUGGGGUUUACGAAGGAACAAGGAACCAAUAUGGAAGGUUAGUUGAACCAAUUACCCUUUCCUUACUGUAGAGUUAGGUGAACCAAUUUACUAUGGGGAAUAUCAAUUCCAACUAUUUUUCACUACAUAACCUUGUCUAUUACACAAUUAUUACACUGAAAUAUCCAUUGUUAAAUUGGAUUCAAAACGAAAGGGCGUGCUAUUUGUUUACAUCCAUUAGUUUGUAAGGGAUUUAAUGCAGACUUGAUGGUUGUCCCGUAAUAAAACAUGUUGUUGAUGAUACCUUCUUCUUGCUUCCUUCUUCUCCUUCUUCUAUAACCCGAGCUCGGAGAAGGUAGGGAUGACUAUAUUUCUUGGAGCGAACUCUAAGCGAAUAUGAAGCACAUGGAUACAAGUUAUGCCUUGAAAUGUAAGACAAAUCCGAAUCAGCCCUAUUUCCGAUAGGAGCAGUUGACAAUUGAAUCCAAUUUUUUCCAUUCCUGUCCUUAUAGUCAAGCUACGCCCGAGGAUACGGAGUGAUGGCUAGAGCUAGUCGAGCUGUCCCAAAAACAAAGAUUAUUUUCUGGAGGUGACAUAACGAUCAGAGAACGAGCCCAUCUUUCCAAAGAAGAACCCAUACUUUUGGAAUCACGUCAAAAGGACCAACUGUUUUUUUUAUGUGUUAAGACUGUUAGUCGUAGGGGUGUUCAAACGGAUUGGUUACCAAGGCAACCAUAUUAACCGGUAGUAUUAAGUUAAUUUGGUUUGGUUAAUUUGGAUAAUUGGUUUGGUUUGGUUAAACAAUUUAGCUUAUUUGGUUUAUGUGGUUUUAUUUGGUUUCAAACACUGCUAACCAAUGAAACCAAUUAACCAAUUAAUGAUACACAUAAUAUACAAAAUUAUUUAUACUUUCAUGCAACCAACCAAACCAAACUUUGGUGAUUCCCUAUUUUAUUUCCAUGUGCACAACAAACCAACACAUUAUGGGUCAAAAAUUAAAUGGGCCUGCCUAUUUACUAAACCAAAAUUUUUUUGGACAACUACUAUUCUUUAGGAUUAUGUACAAUACCAUGACAGCCACCUCAAAAUAUGUAUAGUUUAAGUGUUUUGUAGGAGAGCUUUAACUUCUUGAUGAAGGGUAUUGGUAUGUAUUUAUGUUAAGAGUUUUGUUGUAAACUAACUAUAUUAGGUGCAGAGAUGAUGAAUGAUGCAUUAACUCGAAUGAUGAUAAUAAUAAUGGAUGAUUAGUCUUAUUAUUAUUAUUGCCUAUAAUGAUAGUAUAAGUAGUAAUACAAUAUGGUUAUGUUUUAUUCAUUAACAAGAAAUUUUUUCAUGUAAUGUUAUGUUAUUUGGUUAAUCCGAUUAUCCUAUUAACCAAACCAAUUAAACUUUGAUUUGGUUAAUUUGGUUUUCGUGUUAAUUUGGACGGUUUGGUUAAGACAUUUUAUUCUAUAGUUCUUAAAAUUUGAUGUUAAUUGGUUUGGUUAUUACCACGGUUACCAUUUGAACACCCCUACUUAGUCGGACAUCCAUGAUCCAUCGCCGAUAGCCCUUUUGAAAAUCUCGAACUGCUUCCUUUAUUAUGGUGUUUAGGGCCUUUAGGCCGAUGAUAAUCUUUCAGCCUGGUCCACUACGAUGCGCCUGUCAAUGCCUGUGCACGUCCAGGCCUAGUGGACCAUUAUCAAUGUCCACGGACUCUAACAGCAAAAGCAUCAGAAAGCCCAAUUAAGCAGUCCAGGCCCGAUUGCAAUCUACUUGGGCCUACCUCGAACAUGAGAGCCGAACAAGUGAAUUAAAAGGUAACGGUAAAGGAAAGCCAGCUCAGACGUUAUAUAAUGGAGACCAAGGUUGUCAAACCGGUUUAUACAGUUGUGCUGGUUUGGGAAGUGGAAUGGUACGAUCGGUGGUAUAAUCAGUUUGUGCUGGUUCAUGCCGGUUUAAAAAAAUGUGAAAACAAUUAAUAUUCAAUGUAUUUAAUCAUAUAUAAUACAUAUUUGUGGACAAUUUAGUUACAAUCCAACAAAUAUCAUCAACUUUUAACUAUUACAUUAAUGAAAUAAAUAAUAAAUUAUUUUUUUAUUUAUUAAAUUCAUUAAAAUGAUGUCAUUAAACUUAGAAUGCGUAAGUCACCAGUAAUGUCAUACCGAUUUCAUGACCGGCACAGAUUUAACCAGAUUCAACCGGGUGGCAUGCCAACUCCGUGACAACCAUGAUGGAGACCGUCAAGGAAAACUGAAAUCCUAUUCAACGCCCUAAAUUUUUAAAUUUUGACGCCCUAAAUUAAUAAACGGGCGAUUUUACCCCUAAGCCCUAAAAUAGUCCCGUCUCCCAAUUCCCAAAAUGUUCGCCCUAAUCUCUAAAUCAGUUGCCCCAAAGCCGUCGUUCAUCUAUUCGGAAUGGAAAGAAAUCUCGUCCUAGAUUCUUUCACCACCGCCGCCGUUCGCCUGAAAGUACGUCGCCUGAUUCCCCCAUCACCGCCAUUGCAUCGUUCGCCUUGGAAGUUCGUCACCCAAUUUCCCCAUCGCCGCCGUUGCACCGUUUACCCUGGAAUUUCGAGUUCAAUCGCCGAGCGACGGCGAGGAGGGAGAAGGAAGGGCCCCGUCGCGGCUGCUGUGCUGCUCGGUCCGCCCGUCGACGCCCCUUUGCUACUCCUGGGUUCUUUGCGGUCGAGCCAGAUUCAGGAAGACUAACCAGUGGAAAGCAGUUGCGGCGGCGGCGGUGACGAGUGCUCACUCGGGUACGUCGAAGACUCCCAGCACCACUCCCAGCCACCGCGAGCAAUUCCUAGGUCGAGGGUGCAACAAAAAAUUUGCGGCCGCGACGGUGAUAACAUCAUUCUUCAACGGCGAAGACUCCCAGCAGCACUCCUAGACGGCGAAGACUCUCCCAUGGUGAACGGUGGCGAUGGGUGUUAAUCCUAGGGUAAAAAUUUGUUAGGGAUUGUGAAUUUUUUGGGCAAAAACGUCAAAUUACCAAGUUAGGGCGACCAAUUUCAAAAAAUCUAGGGCGUUAAUUAGUACCUCCCCAAGGAAAAAGGAAGGAAGUCAAUGAACAGAUAACUAACAC